Messenger RNA from Caenorhabditis auriculariae, 3903 nucleotides. The record is from the annotation of a GenBank genome assembly. NCBI's taxonomy places the organism in Eukaryota, Metazoa, Nematoda, Chromadorea, Rhabditida, Rhabditidae.
AUGUGUGCCAAAAUUUAUUAUCCAGUUCCACAUAUUUUGCAACUACAGCAAAAUGAAAGUUGAAAACCCAAAAAAAAAGCCACUUUUUUUCUAUCGCGAAAAGGGGCGUGGCUUUUGCGGUCCCUAAUUUCCAAUUGAAAAUUGAUCCAAACCAAUUUUAAAAACAAAAUAUGUUCUCUUUUGACCAUUUAUAGUUAUAGAACUGACCCGGAAAAAAAUUUUUUUCUUUCAGAAGAGAAAAAAUUCCAGUUUUUUUUGAAAAAAAUGACGAUUUUCGCAGUCUUUGAGUCAUAACUAGUACCAGAACCCCCGAAUGCCUGGAUUUUUAUUUUUUCAAUCGACGCGUUAGGGUCUUGUGAGUAGAGGAAAAAUGCCGAGAAACUCUGAAUCCGGGUGAUCCAGUUGACCUCCUUCUCGAAGAACGCGGCCAACUUGAAAAUCGCAAAACCUUUGAAAAUUUCUAUUUUUUGUGAAAGCCGGAUUCCGUCUUGUUUUUUAUUUUCGUUCAACAUAACACAGCUUGCUGCGAAAUUACAGCUCAAAAGUAGCGAGCUGGAACCCUUUGAAAAAAAAUUUCUGACGUUUUUCUGAUUUUUCGUUUUUUCGGCAUUUUCAAACUCUAACUAGUACUAGAACCUCCGAAUGCCUGGAUUUUUAUUUCUUUAAUCGACGCGUUAGGGUCUUGUGAGUAGAGGGAAAUCUCAAGACACCAGCUGUAAGACUUGGCCAAACGGUGAACUUCUCAUCCUCGGCCACAAAGUCCCUGGGAAGAACGUCGGCGGCGUCGGUUUCCUCGUCAAUCGCCAGGUCCAACACCUCGUCGACUCGCACGAAAUCGUCAACGCCCGCCUCGGCAUCCUCCGACUCAACCUAGGAAAACGAGGAAGACUCACCAUCAUCAACGUCUACUCGCCGACCUCACCAGAAGCCGAAUCUAAGGCUAAAAGGGAAGAGAAGGAAAAGGAACUUGACGAUUUCUACCGGAAGCUCGAGGAAACGAUCCAACGAGAGAAGGCGUACUACAUCUUCGUUCUGGGUGACUUCAACGCGAAGAUGGGCAAGUGCGCCACUCCCUCGAUUCGUUACGGGAAGCACGGACUCGGAAUUCGGAACGACAACGGAGAACGCCUAGCCGAACUUCUCGACUCCAGAAGGCUCUACCACGGCAACUCUCUCUUCGAGAAGCCUGAUCAGAGACGCUGGACCUGGAAAUCGCCCAACGGAGACACCACCAACGAGAUCGACCACAUUCUGGCCAACCGGAAAUGGUCUCUCCUCGACGUUGCCGUACUACCCAGUUUCGACGUUGGAUCCGACCAUCGACUCGUUCGCGCCAAGGUCCGUCUGAACCAGAAGUUCCUGAAGAAAGACUACCACCAGCCAUCGAGACCGAGAAGACCAACCUACGACAUCACCACGUUGGAGGAGAAGAUCUCGGAGCACGACUGGCAGCUUCUCGACGACCCGACAGCCGACUACGAAUCCCUCUGCGAUGACCUCAUCAGAUGUGCAGAACCUGCAGCUCGACCAACCUCGUCUCUACCGCCGCGACUCGACCAACGAGCGAAAGAUCUGCUGCGAAGAAGAGGAGAAGUCAAACGAGACCCGCAGGCCACGCACCUAGAACGUCUGACGAUCGACAAAGCCUGCAGAAUGGCCGUGCAAGAGUCUCAAGCCAACCGACGCAGGAGUGCACUUCUUCAGACAGCUGAGAAACGUCAAAGCCUCAAGAAGAAGAAGUUCGAGCUCGUCGACGAGCGAACGGUGAUGACAGCACUGAAGGACGAGAACGGCCAGCUGAAGACGUCAAGGAACGAGAUGGAGCGCCUGACGGUCGACUUCUACACGAAACUCUUCCGAAGCGACGUUCCCGUCCCCAGAACACCAACGCCGCCACCAGAAGAUGAACCCCGAUCCUUCCCGAAGAAGUCAAGUACGCCAUCAGGAAGCUGAAGGUCGGAACGGCCGCAGGACCCGACAACAUCUCAUCCGAACUGCUGAAGGCUGGAGGAGACUCGCGGUACCGACUACUUCCCCGGCACUUCUCCAAGUACCUGAGCGAAGCCUCUAUUCCUGAACAAUGGAAAACGUCCAAGACGAUCCUCAUUCCGAAGAAGGGCGACCUCACCGACCUGAACAACUUCAGACCGAUCUCCCUCUUAUCGGUCGUCUACAAGUUGUUCACCAAGGUCAUCGUCAACAGACUAGAGAAGCAACUCGACAACUUCCAACCGCCCUCGCAGGCUGGCUUCCGACGCAACUAUUCUUGCCUCGACCACAUCCACGCCUUGACCCAGGUGGUGGAACGGCACCGGGAGCACCAGAUGCCCCUUGCGUUGGCCUUCGUCGACUACUACAAGGCCUUCGACAGCGUGGAGAUCAACGCCGUCUUGAAUGCUCUUGCCUCCGCCGGAGUCGCCACGAAGUACGUCGAGCUGAUCGCCAACAGCAACGAGGGAACGUCCACGACCAUCCAGCUGUUCGACAAGAAGCUUUCGAUCCCCAUCAGGAAAGGUGUUCGCCAGGGAGAUACCAUCUCCCCAAGUUGUUCUCCACGGCACUAGAAGACGCGAUGCGCCAACUUGGAUGGGACGAAGAGCACGACUGGGAAGACAGUACAGACAUCAGAGGCAUCAACAUCGACGGCAAGGUCCUCACAAACCUCCGCUUCGCCGACGACAUCGUACUCUUCUCAAGCUCCACCACCGAACUGUCCUCCAUGCUGAACGAUCUGGACGAAGUCGGCAAGAAGAUCGGCCUUAAGAUGAACGUCAAGAAGACGCAGUGGAUGAAGAACCGCUUCUGCGACCAAGACAAAGUCACCCUUUGAGGGCCGCGACCUUCAGGAGGUCACAUCCUACAUCUACCUUGGCCGGGAAGUAAACAUGGUGAACGACCUGCAAGCAGAGAUCGGCAGACGCAAACGCGCUGGAUGGGCCGCCUUCAACUCCAUCAAAGAAGUCACCAGUCAGCUGAAAAAAACCCGAAACUGCGAGCUCACAUCUUCGAAGCGUCGAUAAUCCCUGCCAUCUCCAACGGUACCGAAGUUUGGCCUGACACGAAGAAAAAAAUGCAACCGCCCUACGAACUUCCUACCGCGCACUGGAACGUGCUCUCAUCAGCACCACUCGCUUCGAGCAGUGGAAAAAGAACAGAGGAGCACAGACCUCCGUCAACUAUCCCAAAUCCGGGAUCUAGAAGAGCACAUACAACGCGGGAAACAUCGUUGGGGCGGCCACGUCAUCCGCAGACAAGACGACCGCUGGUCCACGAGAUUAACACACUGGAUUCCGAGAAACAUCAAGCGCCCACUCGGGCGCCCACCGACUCAGAUGGACGGACUACUUCCGCAAGAACAUCAGUCAGCCAGGCCGCCACUGGAUGACCGUCGCGCAAGACCGAGCCGCCUGGAGAACGUGUGGUCCACGCUGAGAACAUCAGCGAAGAUGGACCAUCAAAGUAUCAAAGUAAGUAAGUAAUUUUUCACUUUCUCGGAAAAAACUUUUUGUCCAAAAUAAUUUGAUCAGCGUUUCAGUCCAGUUGAUAAUUCAGAAGGAAUGAAAUGAAAAAAUUUACGCCACAGGAAGAGGAGCAAGUCUCCUCUAGCCUAUGGGCCGAGAGAAAAUGUUUGUCGAAAGUCUUGGUAAAUCGAGUGAAAUGAGAAGCCAUCUUCUUUUGGACAAAAAUUUUUGGUCCAUUUUCCCGAUGUCGAUGAAUUCUUCCUAGAAAAACUGGCAAAAACCAAUUUCUUCAAAAAGUUUCGAACCCCGGUCAUAGACACCACAGUGCAAGGACGCUAGCCACUGCACCACGCUGCCAACUGUGGUGCAGGGCUCGUACGCGAGGCACAUUCCCUCUUGCGUUGCAGCUCUUAUUCAGCGUGCAAACUUUGAAGCUUCAUAA